AUGCGGUCACACACACAGAAUCCCAGGCCUUCUGACUCGCCGGGCGGGAAGAUGUCAUCGUUGCCAAGAAGAGCAAAAGCAAAGGUCCAGACUGCGGUAUCCAAAGAUGAAUUCUCUUCCUUGUCUGAAUUAUCGUCUGCUUCUGAAGAAGAUGACAAGGAAGAUAGUGUGUGGGAGCCCCAAAAGAAAGUCGUCAGAAGUCGCAAGCAGCCUGUUCCCAAAGAAUCCAAACCAAAGAGGGUGCCACGGGUAAAGAAGACCACCCUACAGAUCUGCGAUGACUCAGAAGGCGUGGCUGUUAAGGAGGAGCUGAAUAACUCUGUGGCUAUUGCUGAUGUUGAUUUGGAAGACAGAAAAAAUAAAUUGGAUAGCACGAAGACUCUGAAAACAGCAAAGACAAAACGGAAGAAUUCAGCUCAGUCAUCUUUGGGUCAGAGGACCAAAAAGCUGAAAGUUGAUGAAGAAACCGACAUGGCCAACAGUACAGAGAUGCCAUCCACGAGCACAGUGUGGGAAAGUGUGUGUAAGAAGGAAGAGAAUGAAGAUGACUUUACAUUUGGUCAGUCCCCUUUAAAGAAAGUGAAGACCGAAGCAUGUCCUCAGGGGCAGCCUGUGAGGUUUCCAGCAAAUACCAACAGCAUUAAAGAGGAGGUGGAAAUGAACUGGGACAUAGUACAGGUUUUAUCUGAGAGAACUAAUAUUGAACUUUGGGUUUGUGCCAACAUUAUUCGUCUCUUUAAUGAUGAUAACACAAUUCCCUUCAUUAUACGGUAUCGAAAAGAGCUUAUUAAUAACCUCGAUGCUGAUUCCUUGAGAGAAGUUCGACAAACCUUGGAGGAGCUCCGGGCUGUUGCAAAGAAGGUUCAUAGUACAAUCCAAAAAAUUAAGAAGGAGGGGAAGAUGUCUGAGUGCUUGUUAAAAGCCUUGCUGAACUGUAAAACUUUUGAAGAACUAGAACAUGUGUCCGCUCCAUAUAAAACUGGGAGCAAAGGCACAAAAGCCCAAAGAGCUAAGCAGUUGGGAUUAGAAGCAGCAGCCAAGACAUUGCUUGAGAAUCCAGGGGAGCUCAAUCUGCUAUCUUACAUUAGACCCAAUGUGAAAGGACUUUCAGCACUCCAGGAUAUUGAAACAGGAGUGCAGCAUAUUUUAGCAGACAUGAUUGCUAAAGACAAAGACACGCUUGACUUCAUUCGGAAAUUGUGCCAAAAUAGGUAUAUUUGUAUCCAAUCAUCUCUGGCAAAGGUGUCCUCAAAAAAAGUAAAUGAGAAGGAUGUUGAUAAGUUUCUGCUGUACCAGAAUUUUUCAUGCAACAUAAGAAACAUCCAGCAUCAUCAGAUUCUGGCAAUUAACCGUGGAGAAAAUUUGAAGAUACUGACUGUCAAAGUCAACAUUUCUGAUGGAAUAAAGAAUGAAUUCUGCAGGUGGUGCAUCCAAAACAGGUGGAGACCACGUGGCUUUGCAAGGCCAGAGUUAAUGAAGAUCUUACACAAUUCACUCGAUGAUUCUUUCAGACGCCUUAUUUAUCCUCUCCUCUGUAGAGAGUUCAGAGCCAAACUAACAUCAGAUGCAGAGAAGGAAUCAGUAAUGAUGUUUGGACGGAACCUUCGUCAGCUGCUUUUAACAAGCCCUGUUCCAGGGCGCACCUUGAUGGGAGUGGAUCCUGGUUACAAACAUGGUUGCAAAUUGGCUAUAAUUUCUCCUACCAGUCAGAUACUUCAUACCGAUGUGGUUUACUUGCAUUGUGGACAAGGCUUCCGAGAGGCAGAGAAAAUAAAGAGGCUUUUGCUGAAUUUCAACUGCAGCACAGUGGUGAUUGGAAAUGGAACUGCCUGCCGGGAAACAGAAGCUUACUUUGCUGACCUGAUAAUGAAAAAUUACUUUGCACCACUGGAUGUUGUUUACUGUAUCGUCAGUGAAGCAGGGGCGUCAAUCUACAGUGUCAGCCCUGAAGCUAACAAAGAGAUGCCAGGGCUGGACCCUAAUUUGAGAAGUGCAGUUUCCAUAGCAAGGCGUGUACAAGACCCAUUAGCUGAGCUGGUGAAAAUCGAGCCGAAGCACAUUGGAGUUGGAAUGUACCAGCACGAUGUAUCUCAGACUUUACUCAAGGCAACACUGGACAGUGUUGUAGAAGAAUGUGUCAGCUUUGUGGGAGUGGAUAUUAACAUCUGUUCAGAAGUUUUGUUAAGGCACAUUGCAGGACUCAAUGCCAACCGAGCCAAAAAUAUUAUUGAAUGGCGAGAGAAAAAUGGGCCCUUCGUCAAUCGAGAACAGCUGAAGAAAGUGAAAGGUCUGGGUCCAAAAUCUUUCCAACAGUGUGCUGGCUUCAUCAGAAUCAACCAGGAUUAUAUUCGAACAUUUUGCAGUGCAACUCACGUUGCUGCCCCUUUGACGUGGCUGCUGAGACAGCAGAUGUGGUUUUUGUCAUUCAUCAAAGGGACACUGCAUGAUAUUGGAAAGCCUGAAAUGGAACAAAAAAUAAAUUCAUUCCUUGAAAAGGAAGGAAUAGAGAAAAUUGCAGAAAGUGUGCAAACAACAGUUCACACUUUACAAGUCAUCAUAGAUGGUCUCAGCCAGCCUGAAAGCUUUGACUUUCGAACAGAUUUUGAUAAACCUGAUUUCAAGAGAAGCAUAGUCUGCUUGGAAGACCUGCAGGUUGGGACAGUUCUCACAGGCAAAGUCGAGAAUGCUACUCUGUUUGGAAUUUUUGUAGAUAUAGGAGUGGGGAGAUCAGGGCUGAUUCCCAUACGAAAUGUAACAGAAGCAAAACUUUCUAAAACAAAGAAGAGAAGGAGUCUUGGACUGGGCCCUGGAGAAAGAGUGGAAGUCCAAGUACUCAACAUUGACAUCCCCCGAUCGAGGAUUACUCUGGACCUCAUUCGGGUGUUGUGAGUGUCGCACUAAAGCUCAAACACUGAUUUUAUUUUCUCAUUUCUAGAGACGGGCAAGAAUAAGUCAGGUGUUUGUGACUUCUAGGUAGCAGAUGAGAAAGGAUUCACUCAAUAUCAGAAGUAUAUUUCAAACACUUUCCUUACUUUUCCUUCUGAACAAGUAGGAAACUAACAGCUCAAUUUCUUUUCCCCUUAAAGAAAAUAACUAAUAGACAUCCUCAUGUGGUUUUAUUUAGUAAUGAUUUUCUGACCCAAAUUUUAUUUUUUGUACUUCAUCUUUGACUCCUUUUGCAUUUUGUAUAACAGAUUGUCGUUUCAUUUCUACUUGCCAGCUUGCCUUGCUGGACUUGUAUGGAAUUCUUUUCUUGAUUUGAAUUGUACAAUGUUUCUUGAUGUAGGGCAGGCAGUGGUUAGCCCUCCUGUUUUACAGAUUUUUUUAAUCAGGACUUUUGGACUUGAUUCAUGAUUUUCUCUUGACAAGCAAAUAAAAAAGAUGCCAAUUAGAUAGGUCCUGAUGUGUUUGUAACCAUCAAGUGAAUGGCGCAGAACAUUUCCAAGAAGUAUAUAUGUGUUGAUCCCUACAAUAAAGUUCUGUGGAUAGUGACCUUGUUUUUGUUAUGUUGAUUCAGUGAAUGACCUAGGAGUCCUUCUUGAUUAAAGAUGUGCACAUAUUCAUGCAAAUUUCAUCUAAGCCAACUGUGCC
This is a messenger RNA of Enhydra lutris kenyoni (northern sea otter), 3591 nucleotides long. RefSeq names its product S1 RNA binding domain 1. Lineage: Eukaryota; Metazoa; Chordata; Mammalia; Carnivora; Mustelidae. The coding region runs from base 1 to 2889 and encodes 962 amino acids. The transcript has 21 exons. The record is from RefSeq and is a predicted model, not a curated record. Gene Ontology annotation, biological process: nucleobase-containing compound metabolic process; translation. Gene Ontology annotation, molecular function: structural constituent of ribosome; mRNA binding.